Messenger RNA from Metarhizium acridum CQMa 102, 1359 nucleotides. NCBI's taxonomy places the organism in Eukaryota, Fungi, Ascomycota, Sordariomycetes, Hypocreales, Clavicipitaceae. The record is from RefSeq and is a predicted model, not a curated record.
AUGAAGGAUCUUCCCGGCUCCGUUCCGGGAAAGCCGGUUCUGCCGUCGCUAUGGACUGAGAACUUGACUAUCGCAUUUUUGAACCGCCUCCCCAACCGCUACCAUGUUGGCCGACGACGCGCCCGAUCCAAAUCCAAGAUAAUACACCCCGGCGCAGAAGACAUCACUGCCUUGCGAACAUCUUUCAACUUCUGGGAUGGUUUGCGUGAUCUUCAAAGGCACAGAUGGAGAGCAUCAGACCUGCAAUACGUCUUCCUAAUCGGAUUGACGCUCUUUUCCCUUUGGAUUGCUCCUCCUGCCCCCGCCCUCAAAUUUUUCGCCUUGGUAGCUGUAUCUUGGAUUUUUCUCAUGCCCGCCACCCGACAGUUCUUUUUGCCAGCUGUGACGAUAUGGGUUUGGCUUGUCUAUUUUUUCUGCAGUCGGCCCCAUAUUUGGGUUCGAGUGCUGCCGGCCCUCGAAAAUGUCUUGUACGGCGCCAAUUUGUCCAAUAUCCUCUCCGCUCACAAGCACGCUAUCCUUGACAUUCUAGCCUGGCUCCCCUAUGGUAUUAUUCACUUCGGGGCUCCUGCGGUGUGCUCCCUCCUCAUGUUCAUCUUUGCCGCUCCUGGGACAACUCCCGUGUUUGCGCGAACCUUUGGCUGGAUGAGCAUACUUGGCGUCACUAUCCAACUGAUGUUCCCGUGCACACCUCCUUGGUACGAGAAUGAACAUGGCCUAGUCCCAGCCAUGUAUGGUAUGGAGGGUUCCCCCGCGGGUCUUGCUCGCGUCGACAAAAUAUUCAAUAUCGACCUCUAUACGACCAACUUCACCAACGCCCCUCUUCCGUUUGGUGCGUUUCCGUCAUUGCAUGGAGGAUACGCUGUGCUGGAGGCUCUUUUCAUGAGCCAUUGCUUUCCUCAGUUCCGAAUGUUCUUCAUUGGCUAUGUCGGGUGGAUCUGGUGGUCGACCAUGUACCUCAGCCACCAUUAUGCCAUCGAUCUUGUCGGCGGUGGCCUCAUUGCCGUAGGAUUCUUCUACUCUGUUCGAGCGCGAUAUCUGCCUCAGCGCCAGGCCGACAAGAUCACACGGUGGGAGUACGAAUUUGUCGAAAUUGGAGACCGCCACCGGCUUGCAGAUGAAGAGUGCGGACACGAAUAUUUCGGUCUCGGAUUGCUAGAACAACGUCGAGAAAACUCAAGCGAUGGCUGGACGCUGGGAAGCAGCUCCAGCAGCGGCACGCUGAGUCCAACUAUCUCUGAGGACACAGUCCCAGGGAUGAUGGUGAUGGACAUAUCGAGUAACGGCCAAAUAUGGGACGGUAAUGCGCCGCCUCGAGAUGUCGAAUUAAGCGAAGUCGUCGUCGUUCGACAACAGAAUUAG